GCGAAGAUGAAGAGAUUGGAGGAGGAGAUGAAGAAAGUACAACAAGAGGAGGAAGAAAGAAGAAAAGCUGCUGAAGCAGAAGCGGCAGCAGAAGAAGAGAAAGAGAGGAUGAGGAUUGGGAGUGGAGAAGGGAGCAGUAGUGGCACGAUGAAGUGGGAGGCAGAUCCUGAGCUGGAGAAGAAGAUCAGCGAGUGGGUCGCUAAUUUAUCGUUGGGGGAAGACGAGGAGGCGGAGUCAUAUGUGACUCGGGAUGAGAAGGCUGCGCUGGCCGCUGAGCUAGCAGCCAUGACGGACCCGAUGGAACGAAGAGAGAGGGAAGACGAGCAAAAGUUAGCAUGGAAGCUGAGAAUGAAGAGGGAGAAGAAGAGGAGGAGAGAGGAAGUGAAUAAGAUGACCGCAGCAGUGGCAAAGGUGCAGGAGUGUAGAGCGGAGGUGUUGGCCCAGCCAGAUCAUAAAGCCAAGUGGGACAAGUGGAGGAGUGCCAAGGCACUCAAGAGUACCAUGGACGACUUGGUAGCCGUCCCGGACCAUGGGGUCGCUGAGCCCCAACUGGUCCAGUUGUUUUAUCGCGCCAUUCCAGAGGCCCUACGCGGGCAUUUCUUUGACAAGUCUCAGCAGGCCGGCAUCACUUAUGAUGCAUUAAGUAGAGAAGUCGUCCUGUAUGAGUCAAAGUCUAUGCCAGUCACCACUUUCUGGCAUAAGGACUUGGAAAAGGGGAAGAAGUGGAAGGAUCAUACCAUCUCAGGCCAAGUAAAGGCCAAGGAUCACUUGAUCCAGGCAUUAGAGGAGGGUGGUACAGAAGAGGUCCCAUAUGAUCAGAUUGAGUGGGGCCUAGGAGAGGAGGACAGUAGUGUAGGGCAGGGGAGGUCUUACGUUGCUGUCGCGGCUGGAGGGAGGCCGCAAGUAGUCUACUUAGAUGAUAUCCUAGUCUUUAGUAAGACCCUUCAGGAGCACCAGGGUCAUCUGAGGCAGGUCUUGGAGAAGCUUAGAGAGGCUAACUUCAAGAUCAACGCGAAGAAGUGCGAGUGGGCCAAGACGCAAGUCUUGUACUUGGGCCACAUAUUGGACGGAGAUGGCGUUAAGCCAGAGGAGAGCAAGAUCGCGGCGAUUAGAGACUGGCCGACGCCCCGCACAUUAACAGAGUUGCGGUCGUUCCUAGGCUUAGCUAACUACUACAGGAAGUUCGUGAGGAACUUCUCCACUAUCGCCGCUCCCUUGCGCAGGUUGUUGAAGAAAGAGACAAUCUGGCAAUGGGAUAAAGACUGUACGUCUGCGCUCAAGAAGUUAAAGCGCGCGCUAAUAGAGUAUCCUGUCCUCAAGGUUGCAGAUCCGUCCUUGCCAUUUGUCGUCACCACGGACGCGAGUCAAUAUGGGAUAGGCGCCGUGUUGCAGCAAGAUGACGACAAUGGCUAUAGACCCAUAGAGUUCAUGUCUGCGAGGAUGCCCUGCGAGAAAGUCGCUACCUCCACGUACGAAAGAGAACUCUACGCUCUCAGACAGGCUUUAGACCAUUGGAAGCACUACCUGCUUGGGAGGCACUUCAAAGUCUAUUCGGACCAUGAAACGCUUAGAUGGUUGAAGACCGAGGCCAAGAUGACACCUAAGUUGACCAGGUGGGCCGCAGAGAUAGACCAAUUCGACUUUGAGCUCAAGCCAGUGAAGGGCAAGUACAAUGUAGUGGCGGAUGCUCUAAGUAGGAGAUUAGACUACUUUGGAGCCGUAGUACAUUAUCUGGAUAUAGGGAGAGACCUGCAGGAGAAAGUGAAACAAGCGUAUAUGGAGGACCCUAUCUAUAGUGACCUCCUAAAAAGAGUUAGAGAGGCCCUAGAGACCGAACCAGAUUACCGCACUACAGACGGGUUGCUGUUUGAGAAGACUAAUGUGUUUGACCGCCUGUGCGUUCCCAACAGCGAAGAGAUCCGUAGUCUGAUUCUAGGGGAAUGUCACGAUACUGAGGGACACUUCGGUUGGCAAAAGACGUUAACCAAUCUGAUGCGUGCGUACACUUGGCCAGGGAUGAAGAACGAUUGCAUAGAGUAUGUCCGCAGUUGUAAAGUAUGCCAGAGAAACAAAUCGACUACACGCGCACCCCUAGGUCUUCUCAGACCCUUACCUAAUCCGGAUCAGCUGGGAGACUCAGUGUCCAUAGACUUCAUGGACAUGCAAGUCAAGAGCAGACAUGGUAAGAGCCAAGUCAUGGUCAUAGUCGACCGUUUUACGGGCUUGGCGUUGAGUGAUAUCUUUCUUGGAGAGGAUGGAGGAGACGAUGGUGUUGUCAGUGCGGAUGGUGAAGUAUUGCCCGUCGAGGUACGGGCGCCAGACUAUGAGGGCGUGAAUCACGUCGAGGAGUUCCUUCUCGUUGGAGGGGUAAUUCAUCUCCGCGGGAAGGAGCUCCUUGCUUGCGAAGGCGAUGGGGUAUUCGCCAGGUGGAGCCUCGGGGUGAGUGGGCGAGUCCUUGAUGGAGGGGGUCUCGGCGGUGUCGCAAGGGAAAUGUUGGGACAGUACGGCUCCGAUGGCAAAGUCGGAGGUGUCAGUGGUGACAUAGAAAUGGCGAGUGGGGUCGGCGAUUUUGAGGACAGGGGCCGAGGUGAUGGUUUGCUUGAUGAUGGAGGUGGUGUCUUCGGGGUUGAUGUGGUGGAAAAAGCGGGUGCGGGAGGUGCCGGGGGGGGCCUGGUGUUGGGGGUGGAGGAGUCGAUCGUGAUGAAGCAUGCGAGAGAGGAGGUCAGCAAGGGGCAUGUCGGGUUCGUGGGCGAGGGCGGUUGCAAGGUCUUUGUGGCAUACUCGUUUGAUGCGGGAGAUGAACGCAAAGUCGGGAAUGACGGUGUGGGGGAGGUGGUGGCGGAGGGAGCGAACGUAUUGGACGAAGCCGUCCGUGGGACCGGUCUGGCGGAGGUGGCAGAAUUGUUCAAGGUAGUCGUCAAUGGUUUUCUGGGGGCGGAAGGUGGCAGUGGGAAGGUUGGCCCAUUGGAGGAAGGUGUGACGUGGUCCUCCGGAGGCUCGACGGUUGCUAACUUCAGCCAUCCACCAUUUGGCUGCAUUGUCGAGGAGGCGGGAGGUGGCAAUGGGGAGCCAGUGGGCAAGGGGCAUGUGGUGGAGGUGAAAAGAGUUUUGAAGCUGGGCGGUGUGCUGGACGCGCAGGAUGAGGGAGGAGGUGGAGGGAGCGGAACAGUGGUGGAGGUUGAAGGGUUGGUGGAUGUGGUGGUAGAGGUGGUAGGAGUGGAGGAGGUCGGAGGGGGGGUGUUGAUGGAGGCGGCUAUGGAGGAGGGAGUGGUUUGCACUGUGGAGGAUGGAGUGGUUUGCGCUGUGGAGGAGGGAGUGGUUUGCGCGGUGGUGACGCGGUCACCUAUGGACGACAUGUUGGCCUUUAUGUUGUCGAGGGACGCGGUGACGGAGGUUCGGAGGGUGUCGUGUGCGUGGAGGAUGGCGGAGAGGUCAGGGGUGGUGGUGUUUGCUGGUGGUUGUUUGCCUGCGAGGUUGCGGGCGAUGCUAUCGACUGAGUCGGUGCGGAUGUCAGACAUGUUGAUGGAGGAUGCAGCCAUGUGUGGGGAAGAGGGGGUGGAGGACGUGGCCUGAACGGGUGUGGAGGAUGCAGCAGCAGCGGUGGCGGCGGCAGCGGCGGCGGCACGUUGGGAGUUCUUGGUGUGGGGGGGGCAAUCCCUUAUUUAUUUAUCAAUAAAUUCAAAAAUAAAGAUAGUCGCCAAUUUUUUUUUUGGAAAGUAGGGAAUUAAUAUUGAAUAAAUAAAUUUAUUCCGAUUGGAAUUUUAUUUGUUCGAAAUUAAUUUGGGUAGAACAAAAUUUUGAAGGAUCC
This is a messenger RNA of Chara braunii, 3808 nucleotides long. Lineage: Eukaryota; Viridiplantae; Streptophyta; Charophyceae; Charales; Characeae. The record is from the annotation of a GenBank genome assembly.